AUGACGGUUGAUUACUUUACCCGCAAACAGUCAUAUUCGGGGUUGAGUGAUGGGACUGACUCUCCUGGGAGCCCUUUGGCAUCAAGGACCAACCCAUUAUCUUCAAAAGUCACGAGUGUCCUUUCAGCAACUUAUGCCGAUUCAGAUAUUAGAGAUGCUCUGUCCUUAUUAGACAAACGAGGUAUUCAAAAUACUGCUGAGACUAGACGGCAGUUAAGGUUAGAUGUUCAAAAGGAGGUUAUUGAAAGUAAUGGCGACAUAAUUCGUGAAUUUGGCCAUGUUGCAGAGCAACUUAAACGUAUUGGUCUUACUAUUGCUACUUUGAAUCAAGGAUGUGAAGAGAUGAAGCGCCAUAUUUCGGCCGCCCAUCAAGAAACAGCUCCUGUCAUACAGGAAGCUUCCGAGCUCAUGAAGCAAAGGCAGCAAAUGCAAGCAAAGCAAGAAUUAUUGAAUGCCUUCAAUGCCCAUUUUGUUAUGUCAGAUGAUGAUAUUGCACUACUUACUUCAACGGCUGAGCCUGUGAACGACAGAUUUUUCUCCAUCCUUAACAGAGCGAAGAAAAUUCAAAUUGAUUGUGAGAUUCUACUUGGGACGGAGAAUCAACGGCUAGGAUUGGAAAUUAUGGAGCAAACCUCGAAAAGUCUCAAUGGUGCUUUCCAAAAACUUUAUCGGUGGAUACAGAGAGAGUUCAAGACACUCAAUCUGGAAAAUCCACAGAUAAGUUCUUCAAUCCGCAGAGCCCUUCGAGUCCUAGCAGAACGACCCUCGCUAUUCCAAAGCUGUCUUGACUUUUUUGCUGAAGCACGAGAGAAUAUACUCUCUGAUGGGUUCUACACUGCACUGACGGGUACCACCGUUGCAGGCGAUGAGGAUUCUUUGAUAAAGCCAAUCGAGUUGGUAGCUCAUGAUCCAUUACGUUAUGUGGGAGACAUGCUAGCAUGGACUCAUUCAGCCACGGUAGGCGAAAGAGAAGCUCUCGAAGUACUUUUUAUCUCAGAUGGUGAUGAAAUUGCAAAAGGAAUACAAGCCGGGCUAGACAGUGAACCUUGGAAUCGUAUAUCAGAAAAGGAGGAUGAAAUUGGCCACUUCGAUGGUUUGAAAGCUCUCAACGAAUUGGUAGACCGGGAUGUCACAGGCGUCGCACGGGUUCUACGCCAAAGAAUUAGCCAAGUGAUACAAAGUCACGAAGAGACAAUCAUGGCAUAUAAAAUAGCAAAUCUGUUGAAUUUCUACCGCGGUACAUUCAAAAGGUUGCUGGGAGAUGAGUCCGUCCUCCUCGACUCACUCGCAACCCUCGAAGAGACGGCUUUACGUCAAUUCCGCGCCUUAAUGCGCGAUCAUAUCACCAGUCUCCAAGCCGAAACCCAAAUUGCCCCUCCUAACCUCGGUCCCCCUGAUUUUCUUCACGAGAACCUCAAACAGCUUACUGCCAUCAUGAAAACAUACGAAACAUCCUUCACAUCCCCGGAAACCAGAGAAGUCGAUUUCGAGCCCAUUCUCACCGAAGCAUUUGACCCAUUCAUGAAAGGCAGUGAAAGCAUCGCGAAGGAUCUCCCAACACCCAACUGCACAAUCUUCACAAUUAAUUGUCUCCUAUCCGCCCAAGCAACCCUGGCCCCCUUCGACUUCACCGCCUCCCGCGUACAAGAAAUUAAAGAUACCAUAGAAGAACAUGCCACUGCUCUCAUAGACCACCAAUACAAAUUUUUGCUCGAAAAGUCUGCCUUGCAACCCCUUCUACAAGUACUAUCCACCACCACAGAUAUCAGAGACCACCCAGUAUUCCAACCUACCUCCCUAAUUCAAGCCUCUCAAACUCUAGAUGCUUUCUUACCAUCAGCAUUGAUGGACGCGAUGGAGAAUCUCAAAGAUUUACAAAGCAGUAUAUUAGUAAGACAAAUAACCGAAGAAGCGGCAGAGAGAUUCUGUGAUGAUUUUGAGAAGGUAGAAGAGAGACUUAUGAAGGCCGAUGAAGAGUUGGAAGAGAGCUUGGAUGAGGAUGAUGAAGAGCGGGAACCACUACGAGUGUUGUAUCCGAGGACUGGGGGAGAAAUUAGGGUUUUGUUGUCGUAA
Sclerotinia borealis F-4128 is the source of this 2073-nucleotide messenger RNA. The record is from the annotation of a GenBank genome assembly. NCBI's taxonomy places the organism in Eukaryota, Fungi, Ascomycota, Leotiomycetes, Helotiales, Sclerotiniaceae.